Cantharellus anzutake is the source of this 1805-nucleotide messenger RNA. RefSeq lists its product as uncharacterized. Lineage: Eukaryota; Fungi; Basidiomycota; Agaricomycetes; Cantharellales; Hydnaceae. The record is from RefSeq and is a predicted model, not a curated record. The coding region runs from base 52 to 1698 and encodes 548 amino acids. The transcript has 3 exons.
CUCCACCGAAGAGCAAACAUCCGCGCUCCCUCAGAAUCAUCUGAACAUCACAUGAAGAGCAACCAUUCAUCGAGCUCCAGGUCAUCAAAAGCUUUGCACCAGUCCUUGACUCCAAGGAUAACAAUCUUCUUACUGAUUGUUUUCAUCCUCUUCCUCUUCACCCGUUUGUCAUUAUUCCCUUCAGAAUCAUCCUCUCGCGCAUUUGAUGUCGCUCCACGCGGUUUAUAUCGCCAUUUCUCCCCACGGGACUAUCUGAACGAAUCGGCUAAUGAUCCUGCGCCCUUUCACUUUUGUCCUAUUUAUGGUCCUGGAGAUGUGCUAGCCAAGAAGUAUCGCGCAGUCAACCUACAAAAGAGUGUGCUGAAUAGAGGCAGCGGAACCCGAAUCCAUCGCGUCAUUCACAAAGCCAUGCGCGGCCUUCCUGUCACCAUAAGUGUUCUUGGCGGCUCCGUGUCAUCGUGUCACGGAGCUGGAGAAGAUCCACUUUCCCCCACUUGCUACCCUUCGAUGUUCUUUGCGUGGUGGAAUUCAGUAUUUCCACAUCCUGCGUCCGAGCUCACGAACGGUGCUCGACGGAAAACCGACUCUUCUUAUUACUCGUAUUGCAAUGGUCACCACCUUCCAGAUCAAACAGACUUGGUCAUUCUAGAGUUCGACUCUGAUGAUGAUUACGAUGGUGUUUGGUUAGAGCACUUCGAACUUCUGGUCCGCUCCAUAUUGAUUCGACCCGAUCAUCCUGCCGUCAUUAUACUGGGUCAUUUUUCGCCUCAACUCCAGGGCCUUUAUGGAUAUGCUGGUCCGGAACAAUUACAUACCCAGGUUGCCCAAUUCUACGACACUCCUCACGUGUCGAUCAAAGCCUUGCUCUACGAAAGUUUUCUCCACAAUCCAUCACUUGCGCUCGAAAAGUACUACGCAGACCCAAUGUUACCUAAUUCGGGUGGUCAUCGUGUCCUUGCUGAUGCGCUCAUCCAUUACAUGCAAGAGCAAAUUUGUACCGGUUGGGCCGCUGUCAGGGGUUACACGUAUGAUGUGACUUUACCAAUGAUUUUCAAUAGCGAUGAUGCCAAGGUCGAGGACGCAGUUGGCCUCUUCCGUGGCAUGGAUGUGCGCAAGGGGGACAAAGCGCAAGGCGGGAAGAAGAAGCUUUGGUCUCCUCCUACCGACCGUACAGCAGCGGCUGCUGUUCCACGUUUCUUUUUGACGACACGACCAGAUCCAAGUGGAGGCACUGACCCGUUCCAUUUCGAAGAGGUUCAACCGUUCUGUGUUUCAGCAAAUGACUUGAUUAAUCCAUUACCUAUCUCCCUUUUCGUUGGAACGGGUUGGCACAUGAAAAGGCCCAGCCACGCUGUCGCCGACAGUUUAACCACGGUGGACGCCUAUUAUUGGUAUGCUUUCUAUCCUGCAAGCAAGCUCCGAGUACCUGUGACUGUAAGUGGUGGAGAUGUGGCGAUUUGGUAUUUGACGCAGGAUAGUCGAGCCGGACAAGCGACAAGCGAGGUUAGUUGCUGGGUUGACAACAACUAUGGGGGGGCCAAGGUCAUCGAUGGGGCUGCAGGAAGUGAUCCUCGACCCUCAAUACGCAUCAUUGAUCGUUCCGUUGAACCGGGUUCGCACUAUGUGGAGUGCCAAUUGCAAGGGACUGAAGGCGUUAAGGUUGCACCGUUCAAAUUACUGGGUGUAUUUACUACAUAACACCUCGGGUUUUGAGCCUUCUGUGAUAUUAUUCAUAUGCGCCUGGCCCGUGUACCUUUGUAAUUCCAAGUGGGGGUAUCCUUAUCUAACCGAAUAAAAUAUUGCAC